UAUUGCUGCGGUGGAUACAACAUCAGGCUUGGCAACUGCGGCUGGCAAAACCGAAACAAGCAACCAGACACCCAAGAUACACAACAGCAAACACACACACACACACACACCACACACACAGCUGUGCCGUUGUGCAGGGUUGCCUGGCUGGCUUGAAGCUGCUGUGAACACGCAGCUGUCGACAAGAGGAAGAGCAGGCAGCAAAAGUACCGUAAGCUGGCGAUAGCGCGAGAGCGAGCGCGCAAACAGCACGCGCACAAACAGCUGAGCACAAGCACACACACACACACACACACAAACACACACACACACACACAAGCCAUGGCGGACGUUGCGAGGCCGCACCGGCCAAACAACGACCCUUACGUCGGUGACGACGAGGACCUGCAUUCAGAUGAGUACACUGGCGGAGGUGACAACGCUGGUUCAGGCGAAGAUCCGUACGCUGACGCCUAUGAUGAGGGCGAUGACUAUGACGAUGACGAAGACUUUGAUGAUGAUGAUCUGCCGCCAGACCACCCAGCGCUGCAGCGCGUGCAAGAGGCGCUGCGUAGGCAGCUGACAUCGCGCCUGCAAGAGGUCACCGAGGAGCUCCAGGAGAAGUCCCAGAAGCUCAAGACAAGCAAGACAGAGCGAGAGGAGGUUGGCGUUCAGCUGUACAGCGUGCAGCAGCAGUUGGCAAAGCUGCAGGCCGAGUUGGAGAAGACACAGGACGAAUGCAACCGUCUGCUGCAAGAUCGCGAGCAGGAGGAGAUGCUGCUCUCCCAGGUGAAAGCGAAGCAUGCAGAGCAUGAACAAGCCUUGAAAGAACAGAGCAAGGAGGGCGAUGCCAUUCAGCGCGAAUACGAUGAGCUCAGCCGCAAGGUGCUGCUGUUUGAGAAGCACGCUGAGGAGCUUGAGGCGAAGGUGAAGGGGGCCAAGCGAGCAGCGGGGAAGGCAACGAAGGAGCAGACCAAGAUGGAGGAGGAGAAACAGAAGCAGGACGAGUACGUCGACCGACUGCGCGAGCGCGUGAAGGACCUGGAGCGAGACAUCACGCUCGCACGCAAGCAGAUUGAGGCACAGAAGGAGGAGACGGAGGAGGCGCGCGGCAACCUCAGAGAAGCGCAGAUGGAGAUUGACGAGAUUGCGCUUCGGAAGCGGGAGGUGCAGCAGCUGUGGCAGCACAGCAUCACGGGUCUGGGCAAGCGGAACGAGGCCCUGAGCGCCAUGCAAAAGGCCGUACGGGAGCAGCAGCAGGAGGUGUUUGCUCGCCAGCGCGAACUCGAAGGUGUCGACCGAAACAUCAAGGCGGAGCAGGAGACAAACGAGGGGUUUUCGCUACAGCUUUCGCGACUGGAGACGGAGGUGCAGUCUGUCAACAAGAAGAUCGACGCCAUCGUUGCACAGCAGGACGAGGUGAAAGCGGAGUACAGCAUGGUGAACAAGGCGUUACAGGACACGGAGCGGCAGCUUGAGCGCGCACAGCAGGAUGCAAACAUCCGCGCAGGCGAAGUCCGCAUGGCCCGCGAUAAACAGGACAGACUUGCAAAGCAGAAGGUUGCGCUCGAGGAGGAGCUUGUGGCGUUGAUGCAGCAGAAGUUGACGGUGGACAACGCAAGCAAAGGCGCGGCCAAGUCCAUCAAGCAAGUCAGGGAUGCCAUCGAACAGCAGGAGAUGCUGUUGACGGACAUUGAGAAUGAGGCUGCGAAGAACGACGUGCGUGCGAGCGACUACGAGGCGCGCAUCGAGGCUCUCAACAAGGACAGGAAGGACCUGCAAGCACACGCACAGGAGCUUGACCAGCAGAUUCGGGAGUACGAAGCACAGAGCAAACAGCAAUUUGUGGCCAUUGAGCGAAAGCAGGCACAAAUCGACACCAUGAACAAGAAACUGGGAGCGCUGCGUGAGCGCCUUGCGGCAGAGGGCGCUGGCAAUGAGGACAUGUCCCCAGCCGAGAUCACCAUUGCAAACCUCAGGAAGGACAUUGUUUCCGUUUCAAAGGACAAUGGCGAACUCCAGGACAGGUGGCUGUCGAAGCAGAGCGAGCUUGUGUCGAUUGAGCGGCAGGCGGAGGACCAGCGCAACGCCAUUGACGCGCUGCGCACCAAGCGCAUUGUUCUGCAGGAGCAGCAGUUCCGGCUCGAGCAGGAACUCAACAGCCAGCAGAAGGAGAUCGCAACGCAGGAGAAGCAGUUCAAGGCGCUGCAGCAGGAGCUGGUGAAGCUCAACACGCUCAUUGCGCGCAACAGGGGGGUGCAGGAGGACCUCCAGUCCACAAAUGUGCUCAUGCAGAACGAGUUUACGCGGCAGCUCAAGGCGGAGGAGCGGGAGACGGUGCAGCUGCAGACGCAGAUUGAGGACCUGCACGGCGAGCGCGAGCGGCUGCUCAACGCCGUCAUUGAGGCCGAGCGACAGCUGCUCCUGUGGGAGAAGAAAAUCCAACUCGUCAAGGAGACAAAGGCGGAGAUCAAAUCAAACGAGGGGAAGGAAGAGCUUGACAGCAUGCGGUCUGAGAUCCAUCGCAUGAACCUGAAGCUGCAGUCGAUAUUGCGGGAGAAGGAGGAGCUGAUUACGGAGAUGGAGCGGUGCGUCGACCGCCGCGGAAACAUCGGUGCAAAGGCCCGCCUGCAGGCAAAGAAGGGCACAAACCACACACAGAGCAUCCGCAAGGAGGUGAUGGAUCUGAAGAAGCGGGUGAAGACGGCGCUGUCGGACAUUCGUCUGUGCGAAGAAGAGAUUGACCUCAAGCAGCAGCGGCAGGACGAGGUGCACCACGCGCUGCGGGAGCGGCAGGAGCGGUUCCGAGCGCUGCGCCAACACCUUGACGAGCUGGCGUCCAUGAAGCGGCAGAAGAUGCGGCAGCGCAUGCACAACCUGGAGGACGUUGUUGAUGCGCAGGCCGCGCUCAAGCACUACCAGGCCGUCACCAAGGGCAGCCUCAAGCUCCGCUUCAAGGAUGCGUCGAGCUACGAGCGCAGCAUCGACAAGCAGAUGACAACGCUGCAGCACCUCGGUGCCAUCAUCGACUACUUGGUGCGGGAGUACCCUGAUCUUGAAGAGUCGUUUGCAUCUGUGCGGGACACGCUGGGGUUCAAGCUGAGCAAGUUCCGGCGGGCAACAGCGGAUAUGAGGGGCGCUGACGGUGGGGAUGACGACAUUGAGGAGGAUGCCACUUCCAUGGCCGACACGACCAUCACCACCAGCGCUGGCAGCAGGCGAUCGAACCGUUGAUGAGUGGGCUGGGCAUGUGUGUGUGUGUGUGUGUGUGUG
Messenger RNA from Salpingoeca rosetta, 3252 nucleotides. RefSeq lists its product as uncharacterized. Gene Ontology annotation, biological process: axoneme assembly. NCBI's taxonomy places the organism in Eukaryota, Choanoflagellata, Craspedida, Salpingoecidae. Gene Ontology annotation, cellular component: cytoplasm. The record is from RefSeq and is a predicted model, not a curated record. Bases 322 to 3213 code for a protein of 963 amino acids. The transcript is spliced from 19 exons.